Molecule: messenger RNA, 785 nt
Organism: Drosophila montana
Lineage: Eukaryota; Metazoa; Arthropoda; Insecta; Diptera; Drosophilidae
Product: ficolin-2
Exons: 2
Coding region: 23-751 (242 amino acids)
Source: RefSeq, a predicted model, not a curated record
UCAAUUGUAGGAGGUUGGUAAAAUGGGAGCUCUACACGUUAUCCUUUCGGUGCUGUGCCUGACUGUGGCUGCUGCGCAGUCGUUUGCGGACAUAACACCCUUCAAAACGUAUCCUGCCUCCUGUAAAGAAGCCAAGGCCAAGAAGAAUGGCAUCUAUAAGAUACAGCUGAAGGGCGAAGAGCCGUUUAACGUCUAUUGCGAUGCCACCAUGGCCGGCACUGGCUGGUUGGUCAUCCAGCGACGCGUGGAUGCCAACAUUAACUUCUUCCGCAAUUGGUCGGCCUACCAGCAGGGAUUUGGCGAUUUGGAUGGCAGCUUCUUCAUUGGCCUAAACAAGUUGAAUGCUCUAACUGCAUCUCAGCCACACGAGUUGUAUGUUUACCUUGAGGAUUUUCAUGGCCAAAGUCGUUAUGCCAACUAUUCCGCGUUUGCCAUCGGCAACGAGGCCAAUCUGUACGGCCUAAAUACCCUGGGUAUAUAUAGCGGCAAUGCUGGUGAUGCGCUCCGAUACCAUCAGAACAUGAAGUUUAGCACCUUUGACCGCGACAACGACAAUAGCACUAUUAACUGUGCUGCACAGUACUCAGGUGCUUGGUGGUAUAAGAGUUGCAUGUACAGUAAUCUCAAUGGCGAGUAUUUGGGCGGAGAGUACGGACAAGAUCUUAUGGGUCGUGGCGACUGCUGGGAACAAUGGCAAGGAGUUAAUUAUGCCUACAAGAGAGUGCAAAUGAUGAUUCGACCACUGAAAUAAACUCAAACAGCCUUAAGGCUGCAAACCCUCGAAA